GAAUACUUUAUUGAUCGUUUGCAGAGAUGUCCUCUGCUGAAACUGCUGAAGAGCAUCCAUCUCCAUUCGCCAACAUUUCGGCCGUUGUGUGUGACCACAGUUAUCUUCCCACUUGGUUUGGUUGUCUGGUGGAAAAUGCCCUCGUCUACAUAGCAGGAUUUGUAGUCCGGCAGAUUCUGCGAAAGCUGUCCUGUGAUGUGUGCCAUGCGAGCUUGGUCAGAGAUGCUGUACCAUCAUCAUUUGACGAGAGCUACCACCUUCUAUCCCUGAAAAACAACGGCGGCCUAGUGAUUCCAUCACAAGGCACAGUGAAGGUUUGAUUUUAUUAUCUUGUUUUUUUUAAUCUUUUAAUCUUUGUAUAUUAAAGUUGCUUUGUUCUUUGUUCUUAUUUUCUCUGUUCUGUAAAGUGUCUUUGAGCACUGUGUAAAGCGCUAUAUAAAUAUAAUGUAUUAUUAUUAUUAUUAUUAUUAUUAUUAUAAUAUAUAAGGUGCUGAGAGCUGCAGAGAGGGUGAUUCGCCAAGCUUCAUCAAAGCAAGCUCCAAAGGUGUCGACAGUCAUGCACAUUGUCCAGGAGGAGAUUGGAACGGAGGAUGUUUUCCUGCUUGGGGAACACGUUGAGGAGACACAGUUUGGCAUCGACAACCAUCAUUCCAACUUGUUGUCACUGGUUGUGUCUGUGUUUCUUGAGAUAAGGCUGCACCACAUUGCCAAACUCACCUUUCUUGACCUGCAGAAAGGGAGCACGAGGAAGAAGCUCUGCAAAACAGUCCUCUUUCAGGGGUUUUAGCUCAUCUAAAACUCUCAUGAGCAACUUUGUACAUGUGUAAAUAUGGUUUGUGGCGGGGAUGUGUCAUGUUCUUGUGUUAACUUGAGAAUUUACAUUUACAUUACAUUUUAUUCUCCCUCUGCUUUGUUAUACAAGUCUGAAAAGCAAGAUGAGAGUGUAUAGAGGCAUUUCCACUUCCUUCCCCUCCGCAUUUGUUAUCCAGGUUUUGUUCUAGUCACUCAUGGUUGUCACUCUUUUGUAUUCUGUUGUGAAACUUUUUGGUUAGCUAUAUUUGCUGUUAAUGCUGGAAUAAGUACAUUUCCUGCUGUUUUGAUGAGAAUGCGCAUCUGCCUGGUAUAGAACAGCCUCGAAACAGUCUCACAAAAAACGUGUGAAAAUCAGUUUAGAAUUCAGAGUUAUGAUUGAUUAACACAUUUCAUUGCGCCUCCCAAACAGAUUACACUGAGUGGCGCGGAUGACCGGUCCAAGAUGGCGGCCCCACGGCUCGUCAGCGCCAAUAGGGAGUAGCGGUCGAUGCAGCGUCUAUUCUUUAUAUGUCUAUGUUUUUAUAGAUCUCCUCCUUGUUUGUUUUUUCAUCUGUCAUCUCUCUUUUAAUUCAUCCAUCCCUUUUGUUUUAUCUCCCUUAUGUUUGUUUUUACAUGCUACCUAUGUUUGUGUGAUUGUGUAUGACUAUACCCUUAUGUCUAUUUGUUGUUUGUAAAACACUUUGGAUCUCUGUGUCAAAAAGGUGCUAUAUAAAUAAAGCUUUACUUACUUACUUACUUACUUCCUGUGCCGCUCUGUUGUCCAUCUCGGUGGAUGACAAGUCAGUAGCAUUCACCAUCUGGUAACCUCAUACGUCUCUUUCAAAUUUGGUGCCAAUCAAUCAAGUAGAUGUUGUGAUAUUUUAUUGAAUAGGCGAGCACUUUGAGCUGCAGGUGGUGCCCGACGUCAGUCAGGGAAUCACUAAACUCAUUAGGAUUUAUCCUUUGGGAACCUUGAAUAUCGGUCGCAAAUCCUCUGUUAUCCAUCUAAUUGAUCCGAUCUGAUAAUGAGAUCUUUUUGAUUGCCAUUUUGAAUCAUGAUGUAGAGCAAUUUGAACAGCCUUAACGAAACAAUAACACGAAAUAUUCUUCAUUUGACCUUGCAUUACCAUGUAGUGAAGAGACCACUUACAUUAUUUAAUUUUUAAAAUCACUUUGAAUUUGUCAAGACUUUUAUGUGACGAAUCACUUGUCAAGAAGUUGUGGCAGAAUACAGUUGGUUGAGGAUGUCGCAGAGUCAAUAUUGGCUGCUGCACCUCUCCACUAAUAUGUUCAUAUUUGUUUUAUCCUCUCCACUACAGAGUUUGCUCUGCUUACUUCCUCACAGUGAACUCUUAGUAGGACGCAAACAGUAUCAGGACAUGUUUCUGUAGUCUGAGCUGCUGAUGAGCAGUUUUCUCUCAGGGAAUCAGAAGAUCUAUCAGAGAACAGCAAGCUGCCAUGACAACAUGCAGAGGAUUGCUACUGCUCCUUGGAUUUGUGGGAUCCAUGUUUCUCAUCAUAUUGACCUCUCACCAAUGGGACAUGUCAAAAGAAAAAAGAGCGGAGAAGAUCCAUCAUCUACAUGAACUGAGAAAGCAGCUGCUAAGAGAAAUGUGUGAUGGUGACAAAGAGGCAUUUUCUGAGGGGAAGCGCACCGUAGAAGACAUGAGUGACAAAGAGCUGGAGAACCUCAUUGUGGAUGACAAACAUGGCAUCAUUUACUGUUACAUUCCCAAGGUGGCGUGUACCAACUGGAAAAGGGUUAUGUUUGUCCUGAACCAGAGCGAGCCAUAUCAUGACCCCAUGUCCAUACCUGGUGACUUGGUCCACAUGCACAGCAAGUACACUCUGCUAAACAGCUUCCCAAGAAUAGAGAUGAAGGCAAAGCUGAAGCACUACACCAAGUUCCUGUUUGUGCGGGACCCAUUUGUCCGCCUCAUCUCCGCCUAUCGAGACAAGUUCCAGCGGCACAAUGAGUACUACUAUAAGAACUAUGCCCGGUACAUUCUGCGUCAGUAUGGCAACCAGCCUGACCCACCACAGACAGUGGAUGAGGCGUUCGCAUCCGGCGUACGCCCCUCGUUUUACAACUUUAUUCAGUACCUGUUGGACCCGCUGACAGAGAAGCGAGAGCCCCUUGAACCCCACUGGAGGCAGAUGCACCGCCUGUGCCACCCCUGCCACAUACAGUAUGAUUUUGUUGGCCAUCAGGAGACUCUUCAGGAUGAUGCUGAGCAGCUUCUGAAGACCUUACAUCUGAAGGACGUCAUCAACUUCCCUCCUUCCUAUGAAAACAUGACUUCCCCGGAUUCUGUGUUGAACUGGUUCAGAACAGUGCCCCUAGAGGACAGGAGGAAGCUGUACAAGCUCUAUGAAGGGGACUUUAGGCUUUUUGGCUACAGAAAGCCAAUGGAAUUGCUUGCUGAUUGAGAUGAAAUGAUGAUUUGGACAACUUCACUUGUCCCUAUGCAGUCAAUGGGCAUAGAAACCACAAUAUUUACCUCUGAGCAAACCCUCACAAAUCACAAAGGAAAUUGCAAAUGUUUUGCAUUCUCUGAUACAGGAAUUAUAAGCAUUGUCAUUACAUAAUGGUUCUGUUCAUGCAUUUGUUUACUAAUUUUGCACAUUCUUACAUUUUCUACUCUACACCACUGAAAUCUGUUGGCUAAAAGCAUCAAAUAAAUGAAAAACAAAAUGAGGUUAUCAAGGUUCUAAGUAAAUGUCUGUAUUUUCUGUACUUCUUUACCUGUUUUCAGAUGUUUCUUAACAAUGUAAAUAAAUGUCACAGUGACCAACCCAAAGAGAAUUAUAACUCAA
Molecule: messenger RNA, 3609 nt
Organism: Dicentrarchus labrax (European seabass)
Lineage: Eukaryota; Metazoa; Chordata; Actinopteri; Moronidae
Product: carbohydrate sulfotransferase 12
Exons: 6
Coding region: 2251-3222 (323 amino acids)
Biological process (GO): proteoglycan biosynthetic process; carbohydrate biosynthetic process
Cellular component (GO): membrane
Molecular function (GO): sulfotransferase activity
Source: RefSeq, a predicted model, not a curated record